AAAUAAUCUCGUGUACAGUAGCAGACGACAUUUUAGUGUUGUCUUGUAUGAAAGGAAAAUACUUCUGUUUUAAGCGUGCAUAAUUCUGCAGGACAAUAUCGACAAAAGGGAAUUAACAUGUGACUAAAGGCAUUUUGGAACUAAUUUAGUGGGCGUGGUCCUAAUUAAAGAUUUUGAACACGAGUUUCUGGAAGCAGAACGCAAGGCUAUAUCGAAUUCCGAGCGUUCACCUGACAAGAUGGAGGCUGAAUAUGUCGGAUUCUAUCUUGGGUCGUCAAUGCUCACGAAGGGAACGACAGGACUUGGUGUUAUACAAAAACCACUUCGUGAUAAAUACUUUGCAUACAGGAAAUCGUCUGACAAUAAAAUUGGACCGGAAAUAGGAAUUAGAAUAAAUCCUAGAGGAAUUAUUCUUUUAUUUCCAGGAGGUCAUCCUGGGCAACCAAACGAUGAAUUUUAUGACAUAUCUUCAGUUCAUUUCAUUGAAGCGGUGCAGUUUGUUACAGUGAAAAAUAAGGAUAAAAAAUUCUACGGAGCAUUUCUUCCUAUUGACGAACCUGAAGGAAAUCCAAGCCAAGAUAAGUUGUUUGUGCAAAUAGAAAAGAAAUUUAAUCAUUUAACAAAAAUAUCUCACCCUCCUAUGUUAGCAUGUGUAAUGCGCAGACCAACGGGUGUUAAGGCAGUCGAUUGCCACAUGUUUGUGAUUCCAGUCGUUGAGGACGCUUUACGAAUUGCAGACAUGGUACAUAGAUUCCAAGAGCGUCCAGAUAACCCAGAAUUUUAUCAUGGUCGUCCGCCACCAGAUCCGCGUGUUUUCCCGCCAGAGCCUGAUGUCAUUCCUAGAAACUUAGGACCACCAGGACCACCUCGAGAACGUGAUUCCCGAAAUUCGGGACAACGUGAGUCUGAUGAUUAUGCAUUUCUAUAUAAAGGUAGGGGUCUUGAACUCAAGCAAGAACAUUUUAUUAGAGGAAAUGACAAUGAUGACAGGAGAUUGGAGACCAACAGAAGUUACGAACGUGAUUUUCGCGAAGAACCCCAUAGAUAUCCGCCUCCAAAUUCUGGAAGAUCAGGGAGUCUUGAACUAAGAGACAGGGAAAGAAUGGGUCCACGUGACUUUGACAGGGACCCAUAUCCGGACAGAUUACCUCGAGAAAUGGUAACAUCAAGUGGUAGAUAUGUUGAAAGGGAUUCUUUUGGAAGUGAACAUGAAUUUGAUAACAGAAUUGUACAUGAACGUCAGCGCUCUGGAGGAGAUAGGGAGAUAAACAGAUUUUCCGGUGGUAUGUUACCAAGAAACGAAUACCCAGACAGACGAUCUGGUGGAUUGUCUCCCAGAAACGAAUAUUCAGACCGACCAAAUCUACCUCCAAGGGGAGAUUACAAUGGUCCACCUAAUCGGGGACCUGAAAAUUAUCCAGGCGGCAGAUUCCCCGACACGUCUACAGAUCAGCGCCGUGGACAACCUCCACCAUGGCAAGGUAGAGGUUCUGGUGAAGAAUCUCGUAGUUACGAAUAUUCAAGACCUGUUAGGCGAGAUCAGCAUCCUAGAUCGCCACCUUUGAGUCCACGUGGUCGGAUUUCCCCGCGAUCACAUUCUCCACCGAGAGGACAUUCCUCUCCGCGUGGACAGUCACCGGAAAGGGACGAUCAAGUUUAUUCGGCAUCGAACCUUGAAAGCCGGAUGGAGGAAGUACAAAGUGGGAAACCGGUAGCCAAAGUGCCACCUAAUCGGCACGCAGGCGUUCGUGUUUUACCAAGUUUACCAUUUGCCGAUGCUAAAAACAUUCUAAAACCAGUAUCUCCUCGUACCUCUGAUGUCCCAGCCAAAGCCGAGGAAAGACCUCCGACGUAUAAUUUCAAUACCAAAGGUGAUAGCGACGAAGAGGAAAGUCCGUAUGAUAAUAACACGGACUAUAGACAAUUAAACAGACAUCCCAGACCAAAAUCUGAAAAUAGCCCUCCUGCUCAAAGAAGAACGGACUAUAGUCAUAAUAUGAGAACUAAAAGUGACGAUUACGGUUCUAAAUAUGGAAAUAAUUUAGGGGUUGGUAACCCACAACCACCUAAACAGUGGUCGUACGAGGACGAAAAAGAAAAGUUUUUAAAAACGAGAGAUGGGGGCGGGUGGAGUAGUGCUAACAAGUCUAAAUCCGCCCAAGAUGGUUUAAGUGGGCCAGGACUAAAUGACAGGGGUGGAAGACAUAUGAAAGACAUGGAGAUAGAAGAUAUGUUUUCUAAUAUGAGGACCUCUAAUCCAGGUCGAAGUGACUUAGAUUUUGAAAGGUCUUUGGGGUAUUUGCCAUAAGGAGUAAUGAAUCUUUGUAGUGUUUUCUUUGUUUUGGGUACAUACGCUAAUCUUAAAUAUGAAGAGAGAGCAGCAUGGACAGUUAUGUACAGUCAAAUGAUUUCGAGACAAGACAUGCGUCCAGCCAACUGAGAAUUUUGAAAAAAGGGGUUUGGAGCCGUUUGUCUUGAAAGUUUUUUAGUUGAUUAAAAAGUCGAAUUAGGAAGGAGUAAUAUACAUUCAAUGUAGCAAGUGAACAGGUGUAAUUAUUAUUUAACGGGCAAGUUUGAAUUUCCAGUUAGACCUGUUUUUCAUGCUCUUUUGUAAUCAUUGAUCAUGUCGCUACAAAGUAGUGUAGAUCUAUGAUUUGUUUUUUUAAUUGUUUUGUUUACACAUAAAUAUUCUAGAUAUUUUACUAAACAACCUAACAUGUGUUUGACACUAUAAAUAUAUUUUUAUUGCUAACAUAUGAGACAGUUUUUGUUAACUCUCGUUUGAUCUAUCAUGUUAUGAAGCAUACAUAAUUUAUGUUUCACUUUAAAGCAGCACGUCUCCAGAUUCGAUCUUAUUUUCAUGACAAUUUUGAAAAUGUAUUAAAGAAUACAAUAUUGUCAAGUGAACAAAAUAAGUAAUUAACACAUGUUCAAUCCACGUAAAUUAUCAAAUAAAGGUCACCAUAUGAACAAGUAGCCUGUACUGUGUUCGUCACGCAGUAGAUACUGCAAAAUCAGUCAGUCAUUCAUUGCAUAUAACAUGAUGUCUGUAUAUCAUUACUUUAAUUGCAAAUAUUUUUACUUUUCUUUGCAGCUUUAAGACAACGUAACUUCAAAAUAUCUUUUUCUAACCUAAAUGCAAUAACAUUUAACGGUGAGGCAUUAUAAUAUUUUAAAAAGUGGAUGCGUGCAAAUUUGAUAUAUUCGUAUACCUUUGAUUUGCUUAAGAUACGUUUCUUAUUUUCUUCAUAAUUUUUUUUUAUGUUAUGAUAUGAAAAAUGUUACACUACAUAUUUCAUAGCAUCUUUACUGCAUUAAAAUGUUAUAUGUGGUUCAAAUAACAUUUAUGUAUUCAGUUAAGUUUCAUGAACCCGUUUUUCAUAAAAGAAUAUAUAUUGCCUUAUAAAUAUCUGUUUAUGCAACGUAAUACACAUUUUUGAUGUGUGAAAACCAUAUUGUACGCCGACUUCUUACCCCGGCCUUGGAGUCAUUUUGCGCAAGUUGGUACCAAAACUAGUCUUCUGUAGGGAAUAGGUACUUAUUUUUUUAGCAUAAAAGGAGGUCUAAGGCCCAUAACACUUAACAUUGAUUUUGACAAAAUUAUGGCCUUUUAACUUAAAGAUACUGCUUUAUAAUGAUUCUUGUAAUAGUAGUCGUGCACGUUGUCAUCACGACAGCUGUUGUUUAAUCUGUUAAUUUUUACGUGUUUUUUUAUCAACAAUUUUGUCAUUCAAACCUUAUAAAAGACUCCUUAAAAUGAAAUACCGGUUUAUAUUUUUGUCAUAAUGUAAAUGAAGUAACUAUCAGUAUCAGAUUUUAUAAUGCUUUAUUUCGGUAAGCUAAUAAAUGGUAAUUUAUUUCA
Molecule: messenger RNA, 3862 nt
Organism: Ruditapes philippinarum (Manila clam)
Lineage: Eukaryota; Metazoa; Mollusca; Bivalvia; Venerida; Veneridae
Exons: 2
Coding region: 239-2308 (689 amino acids)
Source: RefSeq, a predicted model, not a curated record